AAGCUAAGACGACGGGUUACCGGCUGGUCCGGUAACCAAGGUAAAGUACUCGUUCUAUCUCAUUCACUGGGUCGUACUAUUCUCUUCUUUCUCUGAUUCUCUUCUCCUCCUAUUGCUAUUGACUGAUCACCGAUCGCUUGUUAUCUUCUAGAUAUGAGGACUGGCAGCAGGAGUAAAGGGGCCACGAGGAAGGAAACGAAAGAAGCACUGAAGCCUGUUGACGAUAGGAAGGUAGGGAAGAGGAAGGCUGCCCCAAAGGUAGAUAAAAGGCAGGCUAAGAAGGAAAAGAAGGCCAAGAAGGACCCAAACAAGCCCAAACGACCACCCAGUGCCUUCUUUGUUUUCCUUGAGGAGUUCCGGAAGACUUUCAAGAAGGAGAAUCCUAAUGUCAAGGCCGUCUCAGCUGUCGGGAAGGCUGGUGGAGAGAAGUGGAAAUCAUUGACUGAUGCUGAAAAAGCUCCAUAUGAAGCUAAAGCUGCAAAGAAGAAAGCAGAGUAUGAAAAACUUAUGAAUGCCUACAACAAGAAGCAGGAGAGCUCUGGUGACGAGGGUGAUGAGGGAUCUGAGAAGUCGACAUCUGAAGUUCAUGAUGAUGAGGAGGAGAGUGUACAGUUUCUUAUCAAUCAAUUGUCUAUAUAUUCUGUCUGCAGGAGGAGGUGGAUGAUGAGGAGGCAGAUGACGAUGAUGAUGACGAUGACGAUGAUGAUGAAUGAAGUUAUUAACCACUUCAAGACUUCUGGCUGAUUUACAACGUGGAUCCUGGCCAUGUAUGUUAAGAUGCUUCUAGUCUACAUUUUGGAAUGUAAAAUGGAACAAACUUGAAGUGUAGCCUUCUGUAUUCUGUAGCUCUGCACAGGGCAUUGUGACCAUUGUCGACUUUCAUGUCCGUGGCUUGUUCAAAUCGGUCGAUCUGCUUAAUAUACUAAUAGCUAGGAAGUUAAAUUACCAUGAUAUCGUUCGAGGGUA
Sesamum indicum (sesame) is the source of this 966-nucleotide messenger RNA. Lineage: Eukaryota; Viridiplantae; Streptophyta; Magnoliopsida; Lamiales; Pedaliaceae. The record is from RefSeq and is a predicted model, not a curated record.